Centruroides sculpturatus (bark scorpion) is the source of this 1049-nucleotide messenger RNA. RefSeq lists its product as uncharacterized. Bases 70 to 678 code for a protein of 202 amino acids. The record is from RefSeq and is a predicted model, not a curated record. The transcript has a single exon. NCBI's taxonomy places the organism in Eukaryota, Metazoa, Arthropoda, Arachnida, Scorpiones, Buthidae.
GUGACGGCAUCCCCUUGUUGGGCCCCAUGGUGGGUGGGGUCACCAGGAGCUGAAUAAAUAAUUAUCAUUAUGGAUUCUUCUAAAAAUAAAAAUACAGACAAGCCAGAAACAACAAAUGUGAAGACAUCCAGUCAGCCAGCAUUCUUAGUAGUGCAUGCAACUGGAGAUAAACCUCUAUCUAAGUGUUCUCCCUUUUUGAUUCACAAAUUAUUUGAAUCUACCAUAGGACAUUUAAAAAAAAUCCAAAAAUUGAGGUCAGGGGACCUACUGGUUGAAACAGCCUCUCCUCAACAAACAACAAAGCUUUUAUCAAUGAAUAGACUUGGAGAUAUGGGAGUUUCAGUCACACCUCAUGGAAGUUUAAACUCAUCACGCGGUGUGAUAUCUGAGAUUGAUCUGAUAUCAGAAGACGAAUCAGAUAUUCAGAUCGGCCUUUCAGACCAAGGGGUCACUGCUGUUCGGCGUAUCUUGAUACGUCGGGAUGGCAAGUUAAUUUCAACAAAACAUUUAAUUCUCCCCUUUAACAAGCCGACAUUGCCAUCUUUUAUUACAGCAGGUUAUCUGCGCUGCCCUGUUUGUCCGUACGUUCCAAAUUUGCUGCGUUGUUUCAAAUGCCAGCGGUUUGGACAUUCACAGACAUCCUGCCGUGGCAAGAGCGUAUAUGCAGUGUGGGACUGAAGGUCACGAGAGUACCGAGUGUACCAGUACCCCAUGCUGUGUUAACUGCAAAGAUGCCCAUCCUUCUUACUUUCGAAAAUGCCCUGCAUGGCAAAGAGAAAAGGAGAUACAACGGGUGAAAACAGUCAACAACAUACUUUACCCAGAGGCUCGUCGUAUGGUGACUUCAACUGCACCUUUGAGACAGAAAACAUUUGCUGCUGUUUUGAAAUCCACAAAGACAUGUGGGGUACAAACAGAUAUUUCUGUCUCUCCUAGUGAAUCUCUUACCCGCCAUGUGAAAUGUUUAAUUCUCCCAACUACCCAAACAUCAGAAAAGGAGAUUAAGAAAGCCAAAACACUUCUACCAGAAACAGGAGUAAUGACAAGAA